AACAGAAUAUUGUUUAGAGAUGGGCUCAUUUCAACCUACUUUCACCUUAAAUUCGAUCGUGUAGAAAUUUUGUCAUUUUUGACUUUGAGCCAUGGAAUACGUUUAAGCUUUCGUCAGUUGAAAAGAAUACUGAGAAAUCAAGGUCUAUUUCGAAGACGAAAUUAUAGCAACCCACAUGAGAUUGAAACUGGGAUUGUAAUUGGGAAAUUUGUAGAAGUGGGAGUUCCAUUGGCUAUAGAUUAAUGCACCACAAACUCAGAAAUGAUUAUGACCUUGCUGUUGACAAGGAAACUGUGCGCCUUAUUCUUAAAACCCUGGAUCCAAAAGGUUUUGAAAGAAGACCCAGAAGGCGUUUAAGAGGUAGGAAGUACUAUGCCAAAGGACCAAAUUACAUUUGGCAUAUAGGUGGAUAUGAUGAGCUAAAACCCUUCGGUUUUUGUAUUCAUGGUGCAAUAGAUGGAUACAUGCACAGUCGCCGCAUUUUGUGGCUUGAAGCCAGUAUCACUAACAAUGAUCCCAGCGUCAUAGCGGAGUACUAUUGUGACUGCAUAAAACAAGUGAGAGGUGCUCCGAGAAUUGUCCGCGCCGAUGAAGGUACGGAGAACUGCAAUGUUGCUGGAAUUCAAUGCUUUUUCAGAAGGAUUGGCAUUGAUUCCUUCGCGGGCGAUGAGAGCUUUAAUUUAUGUAUGGACGUUCAGUUUCCAAUCAAAGGAUUGAAGCUUGGUGGUCUUUUCUACGUAAAACUGAGUCUGAUUGGUAGAUCAAACUCUUCAAGGAUGCUCGGGACGCGGGCACAUAUUGCGACAGUAAUCCAAUCCAUGUGGAAUGCCCGAAAUUCUGUUUCAUGCACUUAA
Messenger RNA from Pocillopora meandrina, 854 nucleotides. Lineage: Eukaryota; Metazoa; Cnidaria; Anthozoa; Scleractinia; Pocilloporidae. The record is from the annotation of a GenBank genome assembly.